Messenger RNA from Kwoniella shivajii, 1620 nucleotides. Its product is annotated as hydroxyethylthiazole kinase. Gene Ontology annotation, molecular function: magnesium ion binding; hydroxyethylthiazole kinase activity; thiamine-phosphate diphosphorylase activity. The record is from RefSeq and is a predicted model, not a curated record. Gene Ontology annotation, biological process: thiamine biosynthetic process. The transcript has 12 exons. The coding region runs from base 1 to 1620 and encodes 539 amino acids. NCBI's taxonomy places the organism in Eukaryota, Fungi, Basidiomycota, Tremellomycetes, Tremellales, Cryptococcaceae. Gene Ontology annotation, cellular component: cytoplasm.
AUGCCUAAGAUUGAUAUCGAUUACUCGGUGUACCUGGUCACGGGAAGAGAAUUCCUUCCAGCUGGAAAAGACUACUACGAAUCUCUCGAAGAGUCAUUACAAGGAGGUGUUACUGUCGUCCAAGUAAGAGAGAAAAAUGCGGAUACGGGAGAGUUCAUCCAAGUCGCUAGACGUACAAAGGAGAUAUGCGAUCAAUAUAACGUACCUGUACUCAUCAAUGAUAGAAUUGAUGUUCAUCUUGCUGUUGGGACCGCGGGUAUUCAUAUCGGUCAAACCGACUGUCCAAUCUCUUUAGCACGUACUCUGAUAGGCGAAGACGCUAUCAUUGGCUUAUCAGUAAGGAACACCGACGAAGCGAAUAGGGCUAUAGAGUCAAAAGAAUCUUUGGAUUAUAUCGGGAUUGGUGCAGUUUGGGAAACUGGUUCUAAAGAUAUUAAAGGUAGAAAAACAUUAGGUCCUGAUGGUGUUGGUGAGAUUUUGGAUGUGAUUCAAGGACAUGGAAUUAAGAGUGUUGCUAUUGGCGGUAUACACCUUCCUAAUUUACCUCAACUUCUACACGGAUCAGUCUCACCUUUGAACUCAAAUACCUUGGACGGAGUAGCUGUGAUUUCCGACAUAGUAGCUUCUCUCCAUCCUAGAGAAGCGGCUACGGACCUGAGGGAGAUUGUCGAUUCCUUUAAACGGGCUAAGCGUGUAUUGAAAGGUCAACAAUCCGUUUUCAGUAUCUUGCAAGGACGAGAUGGGUUGAAUGAAGAUCAAUUGAUUAAAGGCGUUGAAGGUUUGAUGGAGGUUUUACAACAGGAAACUCCUCUUGUCAAUCAACUUACAAACAAAGUCGUAAUGAAUGAUUCGGCAAAUGUCACUUUGGCAGUAGGAGCUUCCCCAAUCAUGUCUACUCAUCCCAGGGAUGUUCAUGAUCUAAGUCCAGCCAUCGGAGCAUGUCUAAUCAAUUUUGGCACUGUGGACGAUAAGGAAGGAAUGAAAGUCGCAGGUAGACAAGCAAACGUUAAUCGAAAACCAUUAGUAUUCGAUCCCGUAGCUGUUGGAGCUACUUCCUACCGGCGUGAAACUGCAGCAGAACUCCUUGCACAUUGGCAACCAACUAUAAUCAAGGGGAACGCAGCUGAAAUUGGUGCAAUGGCUGAAUCUACCGAAGUGAUGAGUAGAGGUGUCGAUGCUGCUGGAUCAGGGUUCAAAGAUCCUGGAUCUGUGGUCAAGGCUUUGGCACGAAAGAGGGCCGCUAUAAUAGUAUUGACGGGACCUACAGAUUACAUAUCAGACGGAUCGUUGGUCAUCAAAGUAUCAAACGGAUCACAUUACUUGGAAAAGAUAACUGGAUCAGGUUGUCAAGCAGGUUCCUUAAUAGCUUGUUAUGCAGCUGCAUCAAGAAUCAAAUACCUGAAUGAAAAUGACAGUUUCGAAGAUGAUAGUCAAUUAGUUCAAGGUGAUAUGUUAUUAGCUUCUUUAGCUGGUAUCUUGAUUUACACUGUUGCAUCCGAGGUAGCAGCCGAAAGACAAGAUGUGAAAGGCCCAGGUACUUUCAGGUCAGCAUUGAUUGAUGAGUUGUAUAACCUAACUCCGGAAGUAGUCAGAAAGAGGGCUAAAGUAGAGAUAUUAUAG